Molecule: messenger RNA, 1026 nt
Organism: Colletotrichum gloeosporioides
Lineage: Eukaryota; Fungi; Ascomycota; Sordariomycetes; Glomerellales; Glomerellaceae
Product: Ribonuclease H
Exons: 1
Coding region: 1-1026 (341 amino acids)
Biological process (GO): DNA replication, removal of RNA primer
Molecular function (GO): RNA-DNA hybrid ribonuclease activity; nucleic acid binding
Source: RefSeq, a predicted model, not a curated record
AUGUUUUCACCACCGGACAUCGACUAUCUCGACCUGCCCAAUGGGCGGACCAUCACCGUCUGCGCGCUUCACCACCAAGUCGUUUGCGGUCGCUGCUGCCUUGAUUUCAGCUAUGAGGUAGAAGACGGCUACGACGAAGACGAGGAAGAGGGCGUACUUGAGCGUCUGGAACGCAAGUUCCGCCAGGGCCGCUUGAUGGACGAAUCAUCAGACGAAGAGCUCUUCAGCACUGGUAUCAACGCCUUGCCCCGUGAUGUCACUUUCGACGAUGUCGCCAACAGCAAGUACGGACGUAAGCGCGACUUCGCCGCGGAGGACAUUAUUGAAUCCAAGCCCAUCCGGGACGACGACAUCAACAAGAAACCACUGGGCAACGUCAUUCCUAUCGUGUUUGAACCAGAUAACGACGCUCUAUCCCCAGUGGAACACUUCCCUCCCGGGGUCAGUAUAAAGGCAAUGCCAAAUGUAGUGCGCUUCAUAAAUCGCUACGACAAGUCAGAGGCCCUCAUCUACACCGACGGAGCCUGCCUCGACAACGGCGCCGCGAAGGCUCGCGGCGGCUGUGCAUUCGUCUUCAAGCCCACUUAUUCGGAGAAGGAGUCCGGCGUGAUCUCUUUGCGCCUCGAGAACCAGGGCCCGGGUGGCGAGGUUUACCAACACACCAGCAAUCGCGCCGAACUGCGUGCCGUCAUCGCCGCACUGCGGUUCCGCGAAUGGUACGGCGAGGGCUUCAAAAGUAUUGUCAUCGCUACGGACUCGACCUACGUCGUCAAUGGCGCCACGGACUGGGUGCGGGCAUGGAUGCGCAAGGACUGGCAUCUGAGCACUGGCGGCCGCGUCAAAAAUCGUGACCUGUGGGAGACGCUUCUGCUCAGGAUUGAGCAGCUGAAGGUCAAGGGUACUCUGGUUCAGUUCUGGAGAAUUCCGCGCCAGUGGAACGGCAAGGCCGACCGGGCGGCCAAGGACGCUGCCGCCAAUCUCUCAGUAUCUGAGAAAUUUGUCGACGUCAUUGGACAGCUCUGUUAA